GGGAAGAAACCCACAUUUCACUCUCGCUAUGUGAUGCUAAAUGUACUCUCGUUUCUCCAUCCCUUCCCCUCCCUCUUUCUCUCUCUCUCUCUCAUUACACUCACUGCACAUCGCACCGGUGUGCCUCUGUCUUUCUCUCUCAACAAGAUUCAUGGACUAACCUACGAGGACUUCUUUUGGAUUUCAUGAUGAACACCACGCUUUUCCUCGUCACCCCUGUGUGCUACUUUUGUCUCCUUUUCUAUUUCCUUUUCCACAGUGGAAUGUGUUCCGAGGCUGAGCAUCGACUCUUUACUGUCAUCUUCUCCAACUAUAACCAGUACAUCAGACCAGUGGAGAACGUCUCUGACCCAGUGAUAGUCCAGUUUGAGGUGUCCAUGUCCCAGCUAGUGAAAGUGGAUGAAGUUAACCAGAUUAUGGAGACAAAUCUGUGGCUAAGACACAUAUGGAAUGACUAUAAAUUGAGGUGGAAUCCCAAAGAAUUUGGAGGCGUGGAGUUCAUCCGUGUCCCUUCCAACAGGAUUUGGAAGCCAGACAUUGUAUUAUAUAACAACGCAGUGGGAGACUUCCAGGUGGAUGAUAAAACCAAAGCUCUUCUUCGCUACAAUGGAGACGUGACGUGGAUUCCUCCUGCCAUUUUCAAAAGCUCAUGCAAGAUUGAUGUCACCUUCUUUCCCUUCGACUACCAGAAUUGCACCAUGAAGUUUGGCUCAUGGACCUAUGACAAGGCCAAGAUUGAUCUGGUUCUGAUUGGCUCCACAAUCAACCUGAAGGAUUUCUGGGAGAGUGGGGAGUGGACGAUUAUUGAUGCUCCAGGCUACAAGCAUGACAUCAAAUACAACUGUUGUGAGGAGAUCUACACCGACAUUACCUACUCGCUCUACAUCCGUCGCCUGCCUCUUUUCUACACCAUUAACAUGAUCAUCCCGUGCCUGCUCAUCUCAUUCUUGACCGUUCUGGUAUUUUAUCUUCCAUCAGAUUGUGGUGAAAAAGUGACACUUUGCAUCUCAGUUCUCCUUUCCCUCACCGUCUUCCUUUUGGUCAUCACUGAAACCAUUCCAUCCACCUCUCUAGUCAUUCCACUGAUUGGUGAGUACCUCCUGUUUACCAUGAUCUUCGUCACACUUUCCAUAGUCAUCACCGUCUUUGUGCUUAACGUGCAUUACCGAACACCCAAGACCCAUACCAUGCCACGAUGGGUGCGUCAUAUAUUCCUUAGCCUCCUUCCCAGAAUCAUGUUCAUGACCAGGCCUGAGCGAGACCCAGGGAAGCAAAAAAGUUUUGGAGCUCCUCAUCGAACAUGUUCCCUCCAUUCUUCCACUUCCUUUCCCCAACAUCUCACCAAGCAACAGAGCCUUCCAGGCAGCCUUCCUCGGCGCACUCAACUCUUGCUCAGCACCGAGCUGAACACCCUGAGUGAAGCUGUUAAGGCUAGCUCAAGUUUCUUGUGUAGAGAUGGGAGAUGUACCUGCUGCUUAAGGCAGCUCUCUACCAAACUGGUCAGAAAUGGACCUGGAGGAGCUGGAAUGGGGACUUUGGGGGCAGUUAGUGGAGCAGGCAUAAUGGUAGGAAGUGGAGCAGGAGGAAGUAGCCCAUGUUCAAGCUCUGAGUCUCUGGAUGGGGGACUUUUGACUGUCUGCACACUGUCACCAGAAGUUCGGGAAGCUAUUGAGAGUGUUAAGUACAUUGCAGAGAAUAUGAGGCUACAAAAUGAAGCCAAAGAGGUCCAGGAUGACUGGAAAUACGUGGCCAUGGUGAUUGACAGAAUCUUCUUGUGGGUGUUUAUCCUGGUGUGUAUUCUGGGAACAGCAGGACUCUUUUUACAGCCCCUCCUCAUGGGAGAAGAUAUGUGAUUCUCCGUGAUCAAUCUUCAACAGACUUAAGAAACCUCGGCUAAGUGUUGGCGGGUGUGUGCAACUUUAUAAACAGCAAAUCGGGGAUGUCUACGGCACUCCGUAGUCUUUGUGCCAUAGCUUUUCUUUUUCUUUUUCUAUCAAAGACUUUCAUGAAGCUGGUGGAAAAUUCCGUCUUUUCAAAACAUUUCUAACAAGUUCUUACAGAUCACCAUUUCACCCUUUUUACAUAGAACUUUGGUUUCGAUGUUAUCGAUUGUAUGGUGUAUUGUUAAAUGUCAUGAAUGACUGGAUUUUCAUGCUAAUUUUAAAAAAUAAAAUAUAUUAUAUUAAUAUAAUAUAAUAUAUUAAAGUGUUGUCAAUAAGAACUGCAUUAAUGCACUGAUGAUGUAAGCAGAGCAUAACUAUGCAAAUUCUAUCACAUAUAUUUUGUCCAAGCUUUGUGUACAGUGCCAUCUAGUGGGUGUAUUAGGCAAUAUCAA
This is a messenger RNA of Ictalurus punctatus (channel catfish), 2335 nucleotides long. RefSeq names its product cholinergic receptor, nicotinic, alpha 3 (gene chrna3). Gene Ontology annotation, biological process: chemical synaptic transmission; regulation of membrane potential; signal transduction. NCBI's taxonomy places the organism in Eukaryota, Metazoa, Chordata, Actinopteri, Siluriformes, Ictaluridae. Bases 186 to 1853 code for a protein of 555 amino acids. Gene Ontology annotation, molecular function: acetylcholine-gated monoatomic cation-selective channel activity; transmembrane signaling receptor activity. The transcript is spliced from 6 exons. The record is from RefSeq and is a predicted model, not a curated record. Gene Ontology annotation, cellular component: neuron projection; synapse; postsynaptic membrane.